GUCGUACUGGCAGGGCCGGACGCACAGGGAGAGCGGUCACCUUCUUCACCGAGGAUGACAAGCCUCUGCUGCGCAGUAUUGCCAAUGUGAUCAAGCAGGCAGGUUGUCCUGUCCCUGACUACAUGGUUGGCUUUAAAAAGAUGCACAGUAAGGUAAAACGUCAGCUCCAGAAGAAACCACCCAAGAGGAGCACCAUCCGUACCACCCCUCACUUUGUACUGAAGAAGGGAGGAGGAGAGAAGAAAGGAGGAAUGGUUGGACAGAGGAAAAGAGACGGACAGGAGAUGAAGGGAGAAAAGGGACAGAAGUCGUCUGUUGGAGUCCAGGGGACAAGGAAGAAGAAGAAGAAGAAGAAAGAAAGGAAGAACUGAAAAGACGGAUGGAGAUGGUCAGAGAUAUAUAUUUACUGUCCUGUGUUCUGGAGAUGGUCAGAGAUAUAUAUUUACUGUCCUGUGUUCUGGAGAUGGUCAGAGAUAUAUAUUUACUGUCCUGUGUUCUGGAGAUGGUCAGAGAUAUAUAUUUACUGUCCUGUGUUCUGGAGAUGGUCAGAGAUAUAUAUAUAUAUACUGUCCUGUGUUCUGGAGAUGGGUAUGAUAAUGCUGUUCUGUGUUCUGUUAUUGCUUAUAUAUACAGAUACGUGUGAUUUGUAUUUCUUGGACAUUUGAAUAAAAACUGUUGAUUUUCA
Molecule: messenger RNA, 685 nt
Organism: Coregonus clupeaformis (lake whitefish)
Lineage: Eukaryota; Metazoa; Chordata; Actinopteri; Salmoniformes; Salmonidae
Product: probable ATP-dependent RNA helicase DDX52
Exons: 4
Source: RefSeq, a predicted model, not a curated record